Messenger RNA from Drosophila bipectinata, 3108 nucleotides. RefSeq names its product BTB/POZ and MATH domain-containing protein rdx (gene rdx). The record is from RefSeq and is a predicted model, not a curated record. NCBI's taxonomy places the organism in Eukaryota, Metazoa, Arthropoda, Insecta, Diptera, Drosophilidae. Gene Ontology annotation, biological process: proteasome-mediated ubiquitin-dependent protein catabolic process; regulation of proteolysis. Gene Ontology annotation, cellular component: nucleus; cytoplasm. Gene Ontology annotation, molecular function: ubiquitin protein ligase binding.
CAACAUUCAGUUCAGCACACUCAAGCGGAGCGGUUCGUUCGUUUUUCUGCCUCUGCUCUCAGCUCGGCUCGUUUCGUUUUUCGUUUUUCGAUUCGAAUCGCUUUUGUGUGUCGCCCCACCAAUCCAAAAAAAAACCAAAAAAAAAUAAAUAAAAUACUAAAACUCGACACACACUCGAAAAAUUAUACAAAUCGUAAAGCUGAACGCGGGGCAUGUGGAGCAUUGUGUGGCAACAAAGAGAUUUGUUGAUUUUUUAAAGUAGUUCAAAUGAAAAAUUUAUAACCACGAAAAGUUGAGCAAUUUUUAUACAUCAGAAAUACCAUAUAUACAUAUAUAUAUUUUUGGAAAACCAAAAUCUAAGGUGUGUGAGAGUGUGUGAAAAGUUAAGAGAAAUAAGAGUGUCGUCUUGUCGCAUAUUUUGAGAAAUAAUUAAAGAUUUCAAGAUAAAGAGUAAAAUGUUUGAGCCCUAUGUGAAAAUAAAGAAAAAGCGAAAUGUGCAUGAAAUCUAUGAAAAUGAGAAUUUAGAGCAGCAGCAACAACAACAACAAUCUGCCACAAGCGAUAAUUGUUGCUGCCAAAACGGAGAGCCGCAGAAUGUGGCCAACAAUACGUUGAGCAGCAUUUUGGCCACGCCGCCUGAAUCGCCACCAGCAGCAGUAGCUGCAACAUCUGCUGCAAGUGGAGGAGCCGCAGCAACAGCAACAGGAGCAACGGCCAGUAGCAGCAGUAGCGGCAAUUGUAGUCGCCUUCAGCAAUUGAUAUCGACGCCACCAGUAUUAUUGCGCAGAUCAUCGCUGCAGCAACAACAACACCAACAACAACAACAGCAACAUCAAGCAGCAACACCUCCCACACAUCAACAAGCUGCGCCUUCAGUUUUGCAACAGCAUUUGGGUCACCUGAAUUACGAAAGUGGAGCAGCAACUGCAGCAGCGACAGCGACGGCAGCAACAGCAGCAACGCCAGCAACCAGUAGAAGUGGCUCGGCAACACUGGCACAGCAUUUGGCAACACCCAGCAACAUAUUGCAGGCUGCAUUCGGCAGCAGUAACUUGCAACACAUACUGACACGCUCGCAAAGUUCCUCACCCUCGUCCUCCAACAACUGCAGCAGUGCCUGUGCCGGGAAUACCCAUUACAACGGUGGCAGCAACAGCAUCAUUGCCAGCCGAUUGUUUGGAGCUGCUUCCUCUUCAUCCUCGUCCUCGAUAGCUGCCUCUGCCACAUCAUCAUCAUCCUCGUCGUCGUCGUCGUCGCAUCAUCUGCAUAGCCACCACUCGGCACUGACCAACUCGAUAACGAAUCGCAUCAAUCAGUCGAUAAGGAGGCAUCUGAACCAGCAGCAGCACCAGCAUCCCCUCAGUGCCUCCUCUUCAACAUCCUGCUUGUCCUCCUCAUCGUCAUCCUCGUCCUCCUCAUCUUCGCCAGCAGUGGCCCACUAUCAACACUAUAAUUGCGCUCAUCCUGCCCAGCAGCAGCAGCAACCUCAUCAUCAUCACCACAACAGUAGCAGCAGCAGUAGCAGCAGCAACAACAACAUCAUCAGCAACAACAACAACAACAAUCAACAGCAACCACAACAAUCUCCUCUGUGCCUAGUAUUAUUAGUUAAAUGCCCCAAUUCUAAGGAAUUUUGUAACGCCGCCGCAAAUUUCUGUGAUAAAAGAUUGCCGGUGAACGAAUGUCAGGCAAGCCAAACAGCUAGAGUCACCUCGAACCUGCACGCAUCCAGUAGCACCAUGGCGGUCAGCCGUGUUCCCUCGCCGCCCUUGCCGGAAGUUAAUACGCCAGUCGCCGAGAACUGGUGUUAUACGCAGGUCAAAGUGGUUAAGUUUAGUUAUAUGUGGACCAUAAAUAACUUUAGUUUUUGUCGGGAGGAGAUGGGUGAAGUACUCAAAUCGUCCACAUUCUCAGCCGGUGCUAAUGAUAAACUGAAAUGGUGUUUACGGGUUAAUCCCAAGGGCCUCGAUGAGGAGAGCAAGGAUUACUUAUCUUUAUACUUACUGUUAGUUUCUUGUAAUAAAUCAGAAGUCAGAGCCAAGUUCAAAUUUUCCAUUCUGAAUGCGAAGCGUGAGGAAACAAAAGCCAUGGAAUCCCAAAGAGCUUACCGUUUUGUUCAGGGCAAAGAUUGGGGCUUCAAGAAGUUCAUUCGCCGCGACUUCCUGCUGGACGAGGCCAACGGCCUGCUGCCGGAGGAUAAGCUGACCAUCUUCUGUGAGGUCAGCGUUGUGGCGGACAGUGUCAACAUCUCCGGACAAUCCAAUAUCGUGCAAUUCAAAGUGCCCGAGUGCAAGCUAUCCGAGGAUCUCGGCAAUCUCUUCGACAAUGAGAAGUUUAGCGACGUAACGCUCUCGGUGGGCGGACGUGAAUUCCAAGCGCACAAGGCCAUACUGGCAGCGCGCAGCGAUGUCUUUGCGGCCAUGUUCGAGCAUGAGAUGGAGGAGCGAAAGUUGAAUCGUGUCGCCAUAACCGAUGUGGAUCAUGAGGUUCUUAAAGAAAUGCUGCGAUUCAUAUACACGGGCAAGGCGCCCAAUUUAGAAAAAAUGGCUGAUGAUCUCCUAGCGGCUGCUGAUAAGUAUGCACUUGAAAAGCUGAAAGUGAUGUGCGAGGAGGCGCUGUGCGUCAAUCUCUCUGUUGAAACGGCAGCCGAAACCCUAAUAUUAGCUGAUCUCCAUAGUGCGGAUCAAUUGAAAGCACAAACGAUAGAUUUCAUAAAUACUCAUGCCACCGAUGUAAUGGAAACCUCUGGCUGGCAAAAUAUGAUCACAACACAUUCACAUUUGAUAGCGGAGGCAUUUCGUGCGCUCGCAACCCAACAAAUCCCACCAAUUGGACCACCUAGGAAACGCGUGAAAAUGAGCUGAAACAACAAUGCAAUUACAACAAAAACAACAACAACAACAACAACCACAACAAUAAGAACAACAAACCAUACACCAAUAAAACAAAAGAAGAAAAGCCACAACACCAACAACAAUCGAUUCAAAAAUUGCAAUAUAAAUAAAAAGAAUUUGAAAAGAUGGAAACAUGUUAAAUAUUUAUUAAAUCGAUUGGCAGCUGACCUCCAGAAGGUAUGCGGCAAAACUACAAAAGCAACAACAACAACAA